Messenger RNA from Chaetura pelagica (chimney swift), 4632 nucleotides. It is a transcript of the gene ERCC6L2, whose product is annotated as excision repair cross-complementation group 6-like 2. The record is from RefSeq and is a predicted model, not a curated record. Bases 1 to 4632 code for a protein of 1543 amino acids. The transcript is spliced from 19 exons. Lineage: Eukaryota; Metazoa; Chordata; Aves; Apodiformes; Apodidae. Gene Ontology annotation, molecular function: ATP-dependent chromatin remodeler activity; ATP binding.
AUGAGUGAUGAUGUCCCAGAUAAUUGGCGUAUUGGAGAGAAAUGCCUUGCCCCUUGUCUUGAAAAUGGGAAACUUCAUGAAGGAACAAUAUCCUCUAUUGAAAAGGACAAGAAUGGAAAAUCAUUUGCUAUUGUAUCAUUUCUGGAGUCUGAAGAAAGGAAAAUACUAAUAACUAAACUUUGUAGAGUUGAAGCCAGUAGAGGACCCCAGAAGAGCUUAAUAUUUGAUGAUGGUGAUUUGGAAAAGCCUUAUUUUCCAGACCGAAAUCUUUCAUCUCCUGCAGUUUCUUUCAAGUUAUCUGUCAGUGGUGAUUUUAUUCCAUACACAAUUAACAGAUACCUUCGUGAUUAUCAAAGGGAAGGAGCCCAAUUUCUGUAUGGACACUAUACUAAUAAAAGGGGCUGUAUUCUUGGAGAUGAUAUGGGCCUUGGGAAGACAGUACAGGUAAUUUCAUUUUUGGCUGCAGUGUUGCACAAAAAGGGAACACGUGAAGAUAUUGAAAAUAACAUGCCAGAAUUUUUACUGAGGACAAUGAAAAAAGAACUGAAGUGUAACCUCAAGAAGACUUUCCUCAUAGUGGCCCCUCUUUCAGUGCUGUACAACUGGAAGGAUGAGUUAGACACAUGGGGGUACUUUAAGGUCUCUGUCUUACAUGGCACUAAAAAGGAUGAUGACCUGAGUCGCAUCAAGCAAGGGAAAUAUGAAGUUGCCCUUACAACGUAUGAGGUACUUCGCCUGUAUUUGGAUGAAUUUAACAGUGUAGAAUGGUCUGCUGUGAUAGUGGAUGAAGCACACAGAAUCAAGAAUCCAAAGGCUCAAAUAACUCAAACCAUGAAGUCAUUAAAAUGCAGUGUUCGCAUAGGUCUUACUGGAACCAUUCUUCAAAACAAUAUGAAGGAACUUUGGUGUGUUAUGGACUGGGCUGUACCAGGGCUUUUGGGUAGCAGACUGCAAUUCAAGAAGAAAUUUUCUGAUCCAGUCGAGCAUGGCCAGAGACACACAGCAACUAAAAGAGAGCUGGCAACAGGUCGUAAGGCCAUGGUGAAGCUAGCAAGAAAAAUGUCUGGCUGGUUUCUGAGACGUACCAAAGCACUUAUUAGUGAUCAGUUGCCAAAAAAGGAAGACAGAAUGGUAUACUGUUCCCUGACUGAAUUCCAGAAAGCGGUUUACCAGGCUGUGCUAGAGACAGAGGAUGUGAGCUUAGUAUUACGAGCUGGAGAGCCCUGUAGCUGCAGCAGUGGUCGUAAAAGGAAGAACUGUUGUUACAAAGUAAAUGCUCAUGGUGAAACGAUUAAGUCACUGUGCUUCAGUUACCUGACAAUUCUACAAAAGGUUGCAAAUCAUGCUGCACUGCUGCAAAUGGACAACACUAGCAAACAGCAAGAAGCACAUAUCAAACGGGUGUGCAGCGAGGUAUUUUCCAGUUUUCCAGAUUUUGCACAGUUAAGCAAAAAUGCUGCCUUUGAAGCAAUCUCUGAUCCAAAGUACAGUGGAAAAAUGAAGGUCCUUCAGCAGCUUUUAAAUCACUUUAGAAAAAACAAGGAUAAAAUUCUUCUCUUCUCUUUUUCCACAAAGUUGCUAGAUGUGCUGGAACAAUACUGUAUGGCAUCUGGGCUAGAUUACCGAAGACUUGAUGGAAAUACAAAAUCAGAAGAUAGGAUCAGAAUUGUAAGAGAGUUCAACAGCAUUCAAGAGAUUAACAUAUGUCUUGUAUCUACAAUGGCUGGUGGACUGGGUCUUAAUUUUGUUGGUGCCAAUGUUGUUAUACUGUUUGAUCCUACAUGGAACCCUGCAAAUGAUCUUCAAGCUAUUGACAGAGCUUAUAGGAUUGGCCAGCACAAAGAUGUUAAAGUGUUUAGAUUGAUAUCCUUGGGAACUGUGGAAGAGAUGAUGUACUUGCGACAAGUUUAUAAACAGCAACUUCACUGUGCAGUAGUUGGAAGUGAAAAUGCCAAGCGGUAUUUCGAAGCAGUGCAAGGAUCCAAGGAACAUCAAGGAGAGCUUUUUGGGAUCCAUAACCUUUUCAAACUUAGGACUCAUGGAUCCUGUCUUACCAAAGACAUCCUGGAGAGGGAAGGGCAAGUAGAAGCAGGAGUCAUGACAGCAACUACAUGGCUAAAGGAAGAGACUCCUCCAUGCAACUCAGAAAAGUGUGAGCAACUGGACUGUAGAGAAGAUGGAGAUCCUGGACAAGUAAAGAGAGAAGAAAUGGAUUUUUCUGAUGACUUAAGUGAUGACAUUUUGGAGACCUCUGUGAAAAAAUGGGGCAAAAGGAAGCCUAGAAAUGCAAAUAAUUUAAUGGUAACAAAGGGACGAUUUUCCUUAAUGCAGUGUGGAUUCUCUAAGUUGUUGCAGAGAGAAAUUGAAACCACCAAAGAGUAUAAUAAUUACAAGUCUUGUAAGUCAAAUUCUGUUGAUCAUGCUAUAAGAAGAAAUAGAAGUAGCAAGCAUGGUGAUUUCCAGAAAUGUCAAAGCAAUGAACAUAUUUUGGAGCACGAGAGAGCUGCUCAUUCACCAGAUGAAAGUGAUGAACAGGAUGCGUGUAGUACAGACGGGCUUGUUUUGUCCAGCUCAGAGGAGGAAGGGGACAGCGAAAGUAAGGAUCAAUGCAUUUCAAAGCAAAGUGAUGUAGUCAUUGAAACAGACUGGAGUUCUGAAGAGAACAAUGAUGUUAUCUUUCCUACCCAAGUUCCAGCAUACCAGCAACCAAUGCUUACUAAAAAAGUUGAAAUUUGCAGUUCAGCAUAUAAAAAUCCUGAGGAGAUACCAAAGCAAGAAGAUGGGCUGCUAUUUAAGGGAGGAAGUAGGCAACGUCAAUUGCAUAGUACUAAGUCAGAUUUCAGAAAAAUUAUGUCUUUUGAAGACAUCAAGAACAGCAGAAGAGAUUUAAAAGGGACAAAUGAUGUAAGUGAUGAGUCAGAUGAUAUUGAAAUUUCCCACAAUUCUGAAUCAACAAGGUUAAGAACUCUCACCUUUCUAAAAGGGAAAGAAAGACAUUUCUGUAACAGUGUACUAGAUGACUUCUCCAAAUCUGUGCUACAAUCAAAGAAGCCUAGUAGAAAAGAAAAGGAAAGUUAUUCUCAGAAUAUAGAUGAAUUUUCAUCCUCUGAAGAUGACUCACCAGUUGAGAAAAUUCAUACCAGAAAGCAAAGGUACAAGUGUAAAAGACAGAGAGACAGAGUUCAGUUUGGAUCUAAAAUGCUUCAUCCUAUUCAAGGUAGCUCUGUUGCACAAACGAAGUCUAGCAAUUAUGCUGUGCGUAGAACUUCUGCAAGUACAACUGAAUUUGAACAUCAAGAGAAAAAAUUUGAAUCAAUGGACAGAUUUUUAGAUGGUGUUCAAGAAGUGGCAUAUAUUCAUUCAAAUCAGAAUGUGGUUGGAUCCAGCAAGGCUGAGAAUCGCUUGAGCCGAUGGGCAGUGCGAGAUGUGUUUGAGUUGAAGCAGUUUUCCCAGCUUCCUGCUAAUGUAGCAGUCUGUAGUGCUAAGAAAAAUGAAGAAAAUCCAGACGAUAAUGCAGCAGAGAAGAACGUUAUUAAGGAAGAUCAAGAAAUGUCGGUGGACAGUAAGCAACAUCACCUGUAUGUUAUGCAUCCUGUGACCCAGAAAAUCAAAACGGUACACAGAGUAGGUUCAACCACUUUCCUGGUUGGAAGGACACCAAAAGGAAUCUGUAGGAGACAAUUUGAGGAAAUGGUAUCCCACUUUAAUAUGGGGUCAGUGGAGAAACUGGCAGAACGUAUUGUAAAAGCUACAUCAGAAAAAAGGCAGAAGAUAUUGAAGGAAUUCUAUGUUACCAAACAUCCAGAGAUGGAAUCUUUAUUCCCAGUUGUAGUACCAGCACAAGCUUCACAUUACUCUGAGGAAAGAGAAUCAGGUGCAACAUACUUCCAAAAAAGAAAAUCUGUUGUUAAUUUUGAAAGACCUAAGUCUAAAUCUUUGUCAACUACCAGCCAGCUUCUGAGUGAAACUACAGAAAUGCAGAGACAGCAGAGCUGCAAAGGAGUGGCAGAGCAACUUCACAAUGACUCCUACAUGCAAUAUAUGUGUGUUGAUGCAAAACAUAAACAAUCACUUGCUGUUGCUGCUCAACAUAUCGAAAGGAGGAACAGUCAGGCAUUCAAGUCCUCAUUAAGUGGUGAAUCAGAAAUAAUUAAGCUGCUGUCUGUAAAAAGUAGUGAAGGACAGCAAGAUUCCAAAGGAGCACAACUGCCAAGAAAAAGAUCCCUAUCUCAGUCACAAAAUGGGGAGAAAAAAGCUCAGACUUCUAAGAAAUCAUUUGUGGACUUACUUGGAGAUACCUCUAUUCUCAAUGACAUCUUCAGAAAUGAUGGAAAUGGGCCUACAGAAUCAGUAAGGAGAUUGCCUUCAGUGCAGGUAGAAAAAUCAAAGGAGAGACCGAAAGACUUCUGGGACAUGCUGAAUGAGCAGAAUGAGGAGAGCCUUAGAAAGCUCACGGACAUAACAGUCAUAGAGAAGCUAUGUGAAAAAGUACCCCAUCUGCCAGUGACAGAAGAGAAAGACAUGUAUGAAAGUUCUCUUUGGAAAAAAAAUGAAAAUUUUUUGUGGAAAAAAUACAGUCCAGAUGAUUCAGAUGAACCAUCGACUUCUAUAUCCUGUAAAGCGGUAAAAUGA